Penicillium expansum is the source of this 1146-nucleotide messenger RNA. Its product is annotated as DUF3431 domain-containing protein. Lineage: Eukaryota; Fungi; Ascomycota; Eurotiomycetes; Eurotiales; Aspergillaceae. The transcript has a single exon. The record is from RefSeq and is a predicted model, not a curated record. Bases 1 to 1146 code for a protein of 381 amino acids.
AUGGGCCGAAAAGUACAAAGAUCAUUUACACAACUAAUCUUCUUUCUCUGCAUUCUCUUUUUCAUCUUAUACCUAAACCGCCCGCAAUCAGCCAAAGACAAACUCUUUGCCUGGACCAAAAUUCGCUACAAAACAACUUCAUCCAUCAUCCCGGAAGCCCGCGGAAUAUGCCCCGGCCUAGCAGAAACAACCAAACCAGCCCUAAUAGUCUCACAUGUCUCCACGGAUGGCGACCCAUCCUGGCUGGAACCCCUUCGCACCCAGUACCAUGUAUGCAUGUACCAAGUGGACGCGCCAGCAGACAAAACCUCCAAACUGCUCCAAGUCCCCGCAAACCGCGGACAUGAAGCAAUGGCCUACUUAACCUUCCUAAUCGACAACUACGCGGACAUACCAUCCGCCGGCGCCGUCUUUGUGCACGGCAGCCGUUGGGCUUGGCACAACGACAUCCCAGAUUACGACAACGCAGCGCUCCUACGCAGCCUGGACGUUCGCGCAGCGCUGAAGCCAGCCGGGUACAGCAACCUGCGCUGCGACUGGAGUGCCGGUACGUGUCCUUCUUCCGUGCCAGCGCAGGGCAGUCUCGAAAUGAGACUGUCAAGCGUCGUGUCGCCGUGGAGUCCGCGCUCGGCAUCAGAUAUAGCCCUGCCGAAGGCGCUUGGCCAUAUAUUUGGCGGGGAUGCUGAAGCACGUGUCGAAGAGAUUCGCAAUGCUUUUCAUCUUCGUCUUGGUCGGAAUGAUGCCGUGCGCGCGCAGUGCUGUGCGCAGUUUGUUGUUUCCCGCGACCGGAUCUGGCAGCAUGGUCGGGAUGAGUAUAUCGCGCUUCGGCAGUGGCUGCUUGAUGGGAGUGAUGAUGGGGUUGCGCGGAAUUUUCAGCGGGGAUCUAUGGCUGCGCCUGGUGAUGACCGUGUGGCUGGUCGGAUUGUUUCGUAUCUCUGGCAUAUUCUUUUUGCGAACUAUGGGGAUAAUGGAGGUAUUGACCUUGACCAGUUGAAUCGCGAUGCUUGUCCUAGUGCUUCUGAGUGCUAUUGUCGGUUGUAUGGUAAGUGUGAUUUGAAGUGUCGGGGUCCGGGGAGCUGUAAAGGGCAGUAUUCUGUGCCGAAGAACUACAAGCUCCCUGAGGAUUGGGAGAAGACGCAUUCAUGA